AUGACUGUUGACAUACCAAUUCAAGUUUUUACGGACGUCCCGGGCGACCUUGUCCACAUCCUUCAGGCCCGUUUACCGCGGUCUAUCACGCUCCUCCGCCGUCUUCAGUUUACAAAGUUUCCCAGCGGCAAGACGGAGCACACCCGCAUCAUCGUCGCAUCAGAUCCACCGCUCACUUCUAAAAUCGUAGACUGGUCAUCGUGGCAAAAUGGCAACUUCACGGCAGCCUACUUGGACCCUUCACGCGGCCACGAGACAAACAUGUGGCUUUACUCGACCUUCGAGGAUUUUCACGGCGCCGACUGUAACAUUCCGCCACUUUCAGAGGAAGAAACGACCCUCUGCAGCCGGCAGAUCAUAGCAGUGCUCAACGAGGCAAAGCGCCAGGGGAGGUUAUACCCGCACCAGCCGCUGGCUAACCCCAAAUAUAUCCUUGUUGCCUCACUUCAUGACGCGGUGAAAGCCGCCGCUGCGCGGAAUGGUGUGCAGUUUGAGUCGACCCAAGAACCUGGAUAUGAUAAGUUUAUUUUCAAGAUUGAUCAGCUGCCUGAGGGGGAGGAACUUGAAUUGCCUCAAGGGUUGGUCUGGAGGAAAGGGACGUUGGGGGACUGCGAAAUUGUCAAGUCAAAGACGAACAUUCCUCGGAGCGUGAAACUUCUUACAACGCUGAAGAGCAUGUUCAUUAAGCUUGAAGAUGGAACGCCAGUUGCUUGGGGGUUCUUAGGCCCUGAUGGCUCAUUCAGUAGCGUUCAUUGCGAGGAAUCGUUCCGUCGUCGAGGGCUUGCGAGAAAGGUUGGCGCCAAGCUCAUGCGCGAAAUGACGUCUGCAUAUGGCGAUGACAACUAUUCGUCCGCCGAUGUGACACCGUGUAAUACAAGCAGCCAAGCCAUGUGCAAGAGCCUUAAUGGCAAGGUAGAAUGGUCAUCGCAGUGGUGA
Molecule: messenger RNA, 936 nt
Organism: Colletotrichum truncatum
Lineage: Eukaryota; Fungi; Ascomycota; Sordariomycetes; Glomerellales; Glomerellaceae
Source: RefSeq, a predicted model, not a curated record